UUUGAUAUUGUAAGCACGUCUUGGAAUUGUGUAAGGCGGUAUAAUGAAACCGGUUUUAUAUUACGAUCAACGCAGUCCUCCGGUACGCAGCGUUUUAAUGCUAUUAAAAAUUCUUAAUAUUGAAGUGGAUUUAAAGUUUAUCGAUCUAUUUAAGGGUGAACAAUUAAAGCCGACUUUUAAAGAGCUAAAUCCUGCCCAUACCGUGCCCACUCUUGUCGAUGAUAAUUUAAUUUUGACUGACUCGCAUGUAAUUCUAAUGCAUUUAUGCGAAAAAUAUCAAAAGGGCGAUUUGAAUUUAUGGUCUCAACAAUACAAAGAAAGGAUGCAAGUUACUAAUAUGCUUUUAUUUGAGGCAUCUUUGAUAUUUCGUCGUGAUAGUGAAAUGAUGUCUGAAAUUGUUCGUAAAACAUAUGCUAAUAUCGACAUAUCCUAUCAUCAACGUAAAAUGCAUGAAAUCUAUGAUAUGUGUGAAGUACAUCUGAAAAAACAUAAAUAUUUGGCUACCGAUUAUUUGACUAUAGCUGAUAUUUCUGCUGUCACCACAUUGAGUACAGUUGAUCUCAUGUUUCCCAUUACUGGUGCACAAUGGCCUUCGUUGACAAUGUGGUUGAGUGUAAUGAAAUCGCUGCCUGAAUAUGAAAUCAAUCAAAAAGGUUUGCAAGAAUUAAAGGUGAUAAUAGAAGAGUAUGGAAAAUUUAAAUUCCCAGCUAGAGAGAAGGAGGAUGGAGGAGAAUAUUUCAGUGAAAAAAUUCUAGUUCCCAGAAUUAUGGAUCAACAAUAUAUUUGUGCAGGAGUUCCGAUAUUGUAUUAUGAUGCCUUAAGUUCUCAAGCUCGCAGUUGUCAUAUGCUUAUAAAAUUGCUAAACAUCAAUGCAGAACUUCGACCCACAGAUUCUAUAACAGAUGUAAACUUCUACGAAACCUAUACAUGGUUAAACUCCUUUUGCAUGUUACCAACACUCGUGGAUGAGAACAUUACCCUAUGCAAUAAUCACUCAAUUUUGAUUUAUUUGUGUGAGAAAUAUGCUCCUUUAGAUUUAACAAAUUUAUGUCCCAAAGAUUAUACAUCAAGGUUACGCAUAAUGAGUCUGUUAUUUUAUGAGGGUUGUAUUCUUUAUAAAUGUUUGGGCUAUUUAUUGACUGAUAUCUUUUUAGCCAAAUAUCCCAACUUUGACAAGGAUUAUCAUAGAGCAAAGGUAUCAAAUAUCUAUAAGACCCUGAAUACAUUCUUAAAGGGUCACUUCUUUAUGGUGGGAAAUCGACUGACUAUUGCCGAUAUUUCCAUAGUCUCCACUGUUGCAGCUUUAAAUCUCGUAUUUCCCAUAGAUUACGAAAAGUUUCUGAAUUUAAAUGAUUGGUUACAACGUUUAAGGAAGACGGAUUUUUAUCAAUACAAUGAAGAAGGCAUUCAAAAACUAAGAUUUCUAUUGGAAAAGAUUGGAAAAUUUCCAUUUCCUUCGCCAUUUAGAAAUAAAGAAACAAGUUCAGAAAGUGAUUCUGAUACUACGGAUUCGGAAGAGAAUAAGAAAUCAGAUGUAGAGUGUAAAAAUGAUACUGACAUGAUAAUAAAGAAUAAAGAGGUAGAUGUAAAUACUAGGGGAGUACAUGAUUCCAGAAAUGUUAAACGGAGUUAUAAGGCAGAUAAAAGUACAAGCACUGACAGCUUAACAGAGUUGUUUGGAAAAAAUGAGAGUGCCGAUUUUGAUUCAGAAAAAUUAAAUUUAAAAACUUUUUUAGCUUUAGGCAUACCUGUUCUAUAUAUCGGUCCGGCAAUGAAUAAUGGAAAUAACUUCCAUGCAAAUAAAUAUACAGUUUGCGUAAAAGAUAAUUCAAAAUACAAAAAAAUCGAAUCCAAUCUGUCAAAAUUUAACGGCAAGUCAAAUAGAAAUCAAUUAUUGGACACAGAUAAUUCUACGGACGAUUUAACAACGGAAGAAAAGGAUUUGUCAAAAGCUACUGGUGCCCCAAACCGGAGAUAUAAACAUAAAAGGAAACUGCAAAAUAAGGUGGAAAAUAAUGAUCGUACUAAGUUUGCAGAACAAGAUGUUGAAGAUUUUCUUACAACAGCUCAAAGUCUUGAAUUAAUGUUAGACAAAAUUGAUAAAACAACAAUGAAUAAAAGUAGCCAGACGCACGUAUGGGGCAAAAAAGAUUCGGAUGAAUCAGUUAGAGAAAAGGGAGGGAAUUUGAAACUCAAUUGUGAUACAAAUCGUCAAUCAAAUUUUCAGAAGUUCGAUAAUAAGAAUAACGGAAAUUCCUUGCCGGGCACAAAUGUUUCUGAUGAUUCUUCUCUUAAGUCCCUAAUAGAAGCAAAGCUGAGAAUUACUAAAGGCGGCUGUAGUCAUUGUAACAAUUGUUUAUUUAAACACAAACGUCUGAAAGCUGGCAGUAAUCUUAAACAGCAAAAUAUCCCAUCUCAUGUCUAUGAUUUUCCCAAGAUAACUGAUCAAUAUAAACUGGGUAGUAAGGGAUCUAGUGAUAAAAUUAUUCAAGUAAUUUAUCACAUCAAUAUGAAAAGGAAUUCCAAAUUUAAAAAUAAAUAUCACUGGGAUAUUUCCCUUAAAAAGAAUAAUAUAAAUCUGAACAAAUCGAAAAUACCAAGAUUAAUUUCAAAUUCGAAACGUUGUAAAAAUACAUCGAAAGUAUAAUGAGAAAUUGAAUGUGAUUUAGCGAACUAGUUAAAGUACUUGUACUAAAAAUAUGUUAAUCAAUGAAUAAUAAAUUAAAUUAAAU
Molecule: messenger RNA, 2732 nt
Organism: Lucilia cuprina (Australian sheep blowfly)
Lineage: Eukaryota; Metazoa; Arthropoda; Insecta; Diptera; Calliphoridae
Gene: GstE14
Exons: 11
Coding region: 44-2647 (867 amino acids)
Biological process (GO): glutathione metabolic process
Molecular function (GO): glutathione transferase activity
Source: RefSeq, a predicted model, not a curated record